AUGGAGCAAGCCGGUCACGUGGAGGAGGAUGACUUCUCGCAGUUCCUCUCCCAGGAGAAUGCAACAGCGCCGCCACAGCCCGAGGUGAAUGCUGAAGCUUUGCUUCGCCUGGUGGCGGAAUCCUCGCAACGCCAAGAGCAGCUGCUGAGCAAGGUCUGCAGCUUGCUGGUGAACUUGGACGAGAAGAUGGGGCGCAUUGCAUCCGCGCAGGAGCGCUUGGAAGACAGCCUGCAUCGGGUCGACCCGCCUGCUGGGGUGGCACGGGCUCCCGUGUCGGCGCAAGGGCAGCAGCAGCGUGGGUCCCUGGUGCCGCCCCCCGGCAAGCCAGGCUACUCUGCGUCAGGUGCCCCGCAAGGUCCAACGCUGGAGGAACAGCGUUUGCAGCAAGAGCGCCUAGCAGCUGAGAGGUUGCGAAUGGAGGAGGAGAAUCGUCGGCGGGCCGAGGAGAUGAAUCGAAGAAAAGAGGAGGAAGAACGCCGCAAGCGAGAGGAGGAGGAGCGCUGGCGCCAGGAAGAGGAAAGGAGGCGAGAAGAGGAGCGUCAGCGGAGGGAGGAGCUGGGAAAGAAGACCAGUGGCCUCAUGUCCGGCCUUCUCUCCAGUGGUGGAGGUGGCGGUGGUGGUUUGUUUGGCGACGAGGAACCCAAGCGGAACAGCAAAGGUGGCCUCUUCGACGACUAG
Messenger RNA from Symbiodinium pilosum, 678 nucleotides. Lineage: Eukaryota; Dinophyceae; Suessiales; Symbiodiniaceae. The record is from the annotation of a GenBank genome assembly.